AUGCGCGGUUUUCGGCUAAUUGCGCCGAUCCAGCGCUCAAUAGCCAUUAUUAGCCGUCUACAACCGAUCACAGCCAACUUUCACUCUUCACCAGCUCUCAGAUCACAUGAAAACCCCCUGGGUAUCCCGAAAUCACCCGCGUCUGCGCCCAGAAUCCCCAGAAAGACAACCAGACGCCCAGAACCGAUAGCUGGGGUCAAGAAGACCAUUGUCGUCAGUUCGGCAAAGGGCGGGGUUGGCAAAUCAACCGUCUCCGUGAACACAGCACUCUCACUGGCCAAACGAGGUCUGAGGGUAGGACUCCUCGAUGUGGACAUCUUCGGACCUUCCAUCCCUACAAUGUUUGGGCUAUCAGGCGAGCCGCGUAUGACACACGAGGGAAAACUGAUUCCAAUGUCGAAAUUCGGGAUACAGGUCAUGAGCAUGGGGUUCUUGGUGGAUCCUAACAAGGCAGUGGCGUGGAGAGGACUGCUAGUACAGAAGGCGCUUGAGCAGCUGCUACAGGACGUGGACUGGGGUACAUUGGACGUUCUGGUGAUGGACUUGCCACCCGGAACGGGAGACGUUCAACUGACUAUUGCCCAAACUGUCAAGAUUGACGGAGCCAUCAUUGUGAGUACUCCUCAGGAUGUAGCUCUUGUGGACGUCGUCCGAGGUCUGGACCUGUUUGAAAAGACGUACACUAAGGUUCUGGGUCUGGUUCAGAACAUGUCUGUGUUUGUGUGUCCCAAUUGCAACCAUGAGACUCACAUCUUUGGUGUUGAUGGAGCAGUCUCUAAAGCCAAGUCUCGUGGUCUGGGGGUCCUGGGUAACGUUCCUCUUGAUCCUCAGAUCUGCUCACAGUCAGACAAGGGUGUUCCUGUUGCUGUGAGUGGAGGUGUUCAGGCAAAGUACUACGACAAGAUUGCUGAGGGUGUUGCUGAGCAGUUGGGUGUAUAG
This is a messenger RNA of Yarrowia lipolytica CLIB122, 939 nucleotides long. RefSeq lists its product as uncharacterized. The record is from RefSeq and is a predicted model, not a curated record. NCBI's taxonomy places the organism in Eukaryota, Fungi, Ascomycota, Dipodascomycetes, Dipodascales. Gene Ontology annotation, molecular function: 4 iron, 4 sulfur cluster binding; ATP binding; ATP-dependent FeS chaperone activity. Gene Ontology annotation, biological process: iron-sulfur cluster assembly; mitochondrial respiratory chain complex I assembly. Gene Ontology annotation, cellular component: mitochondrion.